GGGGGCGUGGCUCUAGAACAGAACACGUCAAACGACAUCAAGCGACGUCACGAGGACGGCCGUGCUCAUUUCAGCAGUCAUCAUGGCGUACGCUGCUCUUGUCAAAGAGCAUCCGUACAGCCAUUUGAUUGACACACUGAAUGAUGGUGUUAAAUUUUUCAAUCCACAAAAGUUAAACGACCCAAGAUAUGGAAAACUGCCUCUAUCCAUCCGUGUCUUAUUGGAGGCGGCCAUUCGUAAAUGUGACGGCUUUUACGUGAAAGAGGAGGACGUCCAGAACUAUCUGGACUGGCAGGAGCAGCAGAAUGUUGCUGAGGUGCCGUUCCCUCCCUCCCGGGUCCUUCUCCAGGACUUCACGGGUAUUCCCGCCAUGGUGGAUUUGGCGGCAAUGCGAGAUGCGCUGGUCAAACACGGUGUGGACCCCUACCGUGUCAACCCAGUCUGUCCCACCGACCUCAUAGUGGACCACUCGCUACAGAUCGACUUCAGCAAAUGUGCCAUCCAGAACACACCCAACCCCGGCGGAGGAGAGACCCAGAGCCAGGGCGCGCCUCGCUCCUCCUCCUCCUCCACCCCCGCCCCCGUCUCCUCCGCCCCUGGCAGCGGCCCCAGGCAGCCGCCUCGGGGUGGGGGCGCCCAUUGUGGAGCUGCGAGGGGAUCCUGUGGCAAGGGCAGCUGCAGCGACCCCCCGGCCUCCCCAGGCAAACACCCCCCGGCCGUCCAGCAGAUAGAGAACUCGCCCCUGCUCUGCCCCUUCCACCUGCAGCCCGUCUCUGAACCAGAAACUGCACUGAAGAGCCAAGAGAUGGAGCUGAUCCGCAACAAAGAGAGGCUGCAGUUUUUCAAGUGGUGCUCCAAAGCGUUCCAGAACGUGAACGUGGUCCCGCCGGACGUGGGCGCGGUUCACCAGGUGAACCUGGAGCACCUGUGUCGCGUGGUCCACGUCAGCGACGGGCUGGUGUACCCCGACAGCGUUGUGGGCACCGACUCUCACACCACCAUGAUCAACGGACUGGGAGUACUGGGAUGGGGUGUGGGGGGGAUCGAGGCCGAGGCGGUGAUGCUGGGCCAGCCGGUGGCCCUGACUCUGCCCCAGGUGGUGGGCUGUAAGCUGGAGGGCUCCAUCAACCCUCUGACCACCUCCAUCGACGUGGUCCUUGGCAUCACCAAGCACCUGCGGCAGGCGAACAUCGCCGGGAGGUUUGUGGAGUUCUUUGGCCCAGGGGUGUCGCAGCUCUCGGUCCCCGACCGGACCACCAUCGCAAACAUGUGCCCUGAAUACAACGCCACCGUCAGCUUCUUCCCCAUCGACCAAGUCACACUCAAGCACUUUAACAAGACCAACUUCAGCCAGGAGAAACUUGAACUACUGGAGUCAUACAUGAAGGCUGUGAACCUUUUCAGAACCUACGAGGACUCUGAAGAGGACCCUGUCUAUUCAGAGGUGAUAGAGAUCCAACUGAGCUCCUUUAUCCCCUACGUGAGCGGCCCCAAGAGGCCCCAGGACAGGGUGGCAGUCAGCGACAUGAAGGUGGACUUCCACAGCUGUCUGAAGGAGAAGGUGGGCUUCAAAGGCUUCCACGUGGCCCCCGACCGGCUGCAGACCCAGGUCCCCUUCCAGCACGCGGGCCAGGAGUACCAGCUGGCCCACGGCUCCCUGGUCAUCGCCGCCGUCAUCAGCUGCACCAACAACUGCAACCCGUCCGUGAUGCUGGCUGCAGGUCUGCUGGCGAAGAAGGCGGUGGAGGCGGGGCUUGGCGUCAAGCCUUACAUCAGGACCAGCCUGGCCCCCGGCACCGGAAUGGUGACCCAGUACCUCAACACCAGUGGGGUCCUGCCCUUCCUCAGCCAGCUGGGCUUUGAGGUGAUAGGUUACGGCUGUGCCACCUGUGUGGGCAACACGGCCCCUCUGCCCGAAGGCGUGGCCGAUGCCAUCAAACAGGGGAACCUGGUGGCGUGCGGCGUGCUGUCGGGCAACAGGCACUUUGAAGGGCGCCUGUUUAACUGCGUGAGCGCCAACUACCUGGCCUCGCCCCCCCUAGUGGUGGCAUACGCCAUCGCAGGGACGGUGGACAUCGACUUUGAGAAGGAACCCCUGGGGGUGACCCCCGAGGGGAAGGAGGUGUUCCUUCGUGACGUGUGGCCGUCCAGAGAGGAGGUGCAGCAGAUGGAGGAGGACACGGUGGUCUCCUCCAUCUUCCAGGAGCUCAACAGCAGGAUGGAGAAGGGGAACGCGCUGUGGAGCAACCUGGAGUGCCCGGAGACUGCGGUGUUCCCCUGGGACCAGAAGUCCACCUACAUCCGCCAGCCCGCCUUCUUCCACAAGCUGAGUAAAGAGGUGCAGCCGCCCCGCUCCAUAGAGCACGCCCACGCCCUGCUGUUCCUAGGCAACAAGGUGACCACCGACCACAUCUCCCCGGCCGGCAGCAUCUCCCGGGUCAGCGCCGCGGCCAAGUACCUGUUGAGCAAACGGCUGACGCCCCGGGAGUUCAACUCGUAUGGCGCCCGGCGGGGGAACGACGCGGUGAUGACCAGGGGGACGUUCGCCAGCAUCAAGCUGAUGAACCGCUUCAUCGGGAAGUCGGGCCCCAAGACGCUGCACAUCCCAUCGGGCCAGACGCUGGAUGUGUUCGAGGCAGCAGAGCGCUACCAGAGAGAGGGCAUCCCCCUCAUCAUCCUGGCAGGGAAGGACUACGGCUCGGGGAGCUCCAGGGACUGGGUGGCCAAAGGACCCUGCCUGCUGGGGGUGCGAGCCAUCAUCGCCGAGAGCUUCCAGAAGCUCCACCAGACCCAGCUGCUGGGGAUGGGCAUCCUGCCCCUGAGCUUCCUGCCCGGCCAGACGGCCGACUCCCUGGAGCUCAGUGGGAAGGAGAAGUUCUCCAUCAGCCUGCCCGAGGAGCUGGCUCUGGGCCACGCGCUCACGGUGCAGGUGGACUCUCCUACCAGCGAAGGGAAGUCGUUUGGUGUGACGGCGCUCAUCGACAGCGAGAUGGACCUGAUCUACUACCGUCACGGAGGCCUGUUACCAUACGUUGCUCGGACAAUGAUUUAACACCAACCCCACCCCCCUUUCGCAUGCUCAAAGGGGCCCUCAUCUGGCUGCGUGGGCUCAGUGUGGCCGACAGCCAGGCUCCCUCCAGCAACACAAGAAGAGACACAUGCUGACAAAACCUGCUUCGCAAGGCCAGGCGCAACACGUUUUUAUAACAAUCCUUUGAGUUCUCCCCCCCCCCUCCAAAUAGGUUGGAGUCAAGAAGCGGAAGGUUAGAAACAAAUGACAUCCACUAUCGGUGCUAGUACAACAAAACACACGUCACGGGUCCAUCCAUCCAUCCAAGAAUGCAUGAAUGAAAUAAGACGGUUGCCACAAGGUAUGCGAGCACUUACAAGAGCACACACACACAUGUGGAAAUGUGAAAUCACUUCUUUCUCCCCUUGCUGACAUCUCGGGUCAAUACAGCAGAUGCAAAAAAAACAAAAAACCUUUUUGUUCAUCAUUGCUGACUGGUGUCAAGAAAGGACGGCUUCAGAUCUCGCCGGUACUUCCAAUACCAACCCAGGACCCACCAGUGAUAUGGCUUGGGACAUAUCCUCCCCCUUAGAUAUGUCCUGGUUAUCAGAUGUGUUUGUGUGACGGUCCCUCAACGCACCCUGCGCUGACACAACCAUACCACCACACCUCAGUCCCACAUUUCCUUGAUUUGGAGCCAGUAGACUCUAGACGUCAAUAAGGAACAAAAUGUCCGUAUGCCAAUCCAGGCCAUGAACACAUCAGAGUACAAAUCGGAUUCCGCCCUUUGUGACUUUGUAUGCUGUUGGUUUUUCGCCCCAUGCCAGUGAUUUCUACAGAUUCCAUCAUUGAGGUUUUACCCACACGAUGGAUGUUUCUGCAUGCCCAUAUAGCACCUUAGAAUGGCUGUUUUACCCAUGUGGCUGUCAUCAUUCAAAUCGGUCUUCAUUUCUUCUCCCCAACACAUGCACUUCUUCUGCUUUGCUAGACUGUGGUGAAACCAGAUGGAUGAGCUCCUGUGUUUCAGGUUUAAAUGCAGUGGAGUCGUAGCUACUGAGAGGGCACUGCAUGGCAGAUGGGUUUAGUGAACCCAGCUCCUAUUGCACAACAGCUCUUGGGACUGGAGCACCAAUCUGACAUACCUUUCUGCCAUUCAUCAGGUGUUGCCCCGUUUCAAUACAACUACUUACACCCAUAAACAUGCCCACUCCUUCCCGUUGAGUAAGGAAGAGUUCACAUUCGUUCACGUGUCCAAGCCGUUUGGACAGUAGCCUAGAAGCAGAGCUUUUAAGUAGAUGGCAUUAUGUACCUGUGUAUCCAUCCAAUGCAACAUGUCAGCCUAUUUAGAACCAAGUGGAAAGCAGCAUUUAUGCAUAUAUUAUAACUGAGCAUGUCAUGAAGUUUACUGCUAUUUACUUAAACCUACAUGUGGAUUAUUUCUUUUUUACCAUUAACCGACUUUUUUUUGUCUAAAGUUGUGAAAGCCAGUGUUUGCCUUGACGGACGGCCAAAGCAAGUUGGAGCAAGUAGCAAGUGUUCAUCUGCUACUGAUGUCCACUGCUGCCCCUAACCCCACCACCACCACCCCUAAGUCAGGUGUUCCUGGUGUCCCCUGGGUUCAGGCACAGGGCUGACCUUUUCUAGCUUCAGAAAAAGGGUUCCCGUGUUUUAUUCUUUGGAUUUGCAACUCGAGUGACAAAUAAAGAAGUCUGCCAUCCCAAGUUAA
This is a messenger RNA of Gadus morhua (Atlantic cod), 4736 nucleotides long. It is a transcript of the gene ireb2, whose product is annotated as iron-responsive element binding protein 2. The coding region runs from base 83 to 3052 and encodes 989 amino acids. The record is from RefSeq and is a predicted model, not a curated record. The transcript has 22 exons. Lineage: Eukaryota; Metazoa; Chordata; Actinopteri; Gadiformes; Gadidae.